UAUAAAACAGCUUAUCCAUCGCAACUCUGAAAGCCCUCCAAAUGAAGCACUCUGUCAGCUUGUAAAAGCAGCUGAAUCUACUAUACAUGAAGUUAUUCUAUUACGACACCAGAUGACUGAGCUUUACACUACCAAUGAGAAACAGAAGCGAAAGCGCGCAGCCCCUAGAUCCUAUAUUGCUACUGGAGGGGUCCUGACAGGGGCUGAAGGCCAGCAACUUGCUCAAGAAUCUAUACAGAUAAUGGAUUUAGGGGUACCAGUUCCUAAAAAGCGUGCACCACCAUGAUGCAGUAACUGUCAUCAAAUUGGUCAUAUUAGAACUAGC
Messenger RNA from Aspergillus alliaceus, 325 nucleotides. RefSeq lists its product as uncharacterized. The transcript has a single exon. The coding region runs from base 113 to 286 and encodes 57 amino acids. The record is from RefSeq and is a predicted model, not a curated record. Lineage: Eukaryota; Fungi; Ascomycota; Eurotiomycetes; Eurotiales; Aspergillaceae.